Molecule: messenger RNA, 636 nt
Organism: Penicillium lagena
Lineage: Eukaryota; Fungi; Ascomycota; Eurotiomycetes; Eurotiales; Aspergillaceae
Product: sugar O-acetyltransferase
Exons: 3
Coding region: 1-636 (211 amino acids)
Molecular function (GO): acetyltransferase activity
Source: RefSeq, a predicted model, not a curated record
AUGGCUGAAACCACCGAAAAAGAGAAGAUGCGGCGCGGCGAGCUCUUCAUUGCCUUCUCCCCGGAGCUGCUAGCCGAGCGAGACCGCUGUAAAUACGCCUGCAUCCGCUUCAACGAGGCGGGCGAGGUAUCCCGGCGGCGGUUGGUUGAACUGUGGAGAGACAUCACCAAUGACAAAACACCACUACCACCAGUCCAAUCUGACCCCGCUGCCGACGAGGCUCUCUUCCAGAACGAGCCCUGGGUCGAGCCCCCCGUGCGGGUCGAUUACGGGUACAAUGUAAAACUCGGGGAGGGCUCCUUCGUCAAUUCCAACGCGGUCUUCAUCGACACCUGCCCCAUUACUAUCGGCGCGCGAACCAUGUUCGGCCCGGGGGUGAAUUUGUACUCUGGUACGCAUCCCGUUGAUCCUGCGCUGCGCAAUGGCCUAAAGGGGCCGGAAUAUGGAAAGCGGAUUACGAUUGGUGAGGAUUGUUGGCUAGGUGGGAAUGUGAUUGUCUUGCCUGGUGUGACAAUUGGAAAGGGGUGCUCGAUUGGGGCGGGAAGUGUGGUUACCAAGGAUGUGCCUGCGUUCCAUGUUGCAGCUGGGAAUCCAGCUAGGAUUAUUCGCCGGAUUGAAACCACGAUGACAGAGUAG